UACUAACAAAAAUAUAACCUCAAAAUUUAGAAAACCUGUCACAUAUAUCUAUAAAUAUGAUAUAAAUUGGGUGUAAAUUAGUUUUAAUCACAAAAUAAUGGAUGAUUUGAAGCAUAAAAUCUUAUCGUUAAUAAACAAGCAGAACACGAAAAUCCCUUCGAUGGGAUUUUCGGAUUCAAGUUAUCAUUUCCCCCAAGAAACGCUCUCAAUAAACAGUAAAACUGUAACGGAGUCUGAUCGACCGGCCGAUCAAGAUAUUUUAGAAAGUAUUGAGGCUGCUUAUUUCUCGAUGAGCCCUGAUUUUGAUAUUUGUCGAUUUGAAUUAAGUAAAUUACCUGAUGUACUUGACUGUGAUCAAAUUCAAAGAGAUUUCAAAAAUCUCAAACAACAACAUCAGGUUGUCUCGAAAAAAGUGUUGCAAUUAAUUUUGGAGCAUCAAACGGCCUGUAAUGGGGAGUUCCAAGAUAUGUUGGUGAUAUAUGAUCAAUUAAAGGAAGCUUUGGGGUUGUGUAGAGGAAGUAGGAAGAAUUUAGAGAUAGCUGAACGACAAUUUUCAGAUAGUUUAGGAAUCUUAGCGAAUUAUAGGAAACGAAAAUUGGUGCAGAAUUUAUUAAAAAGUUUAGUAACCAUUCGCAAUUUACAUCACACCGAUUUUACAUUACAAAAGUUAUUACACGAAGACAAUUAUCCUGGUGCUAUCGAGCUUUUAAUCGAAUGCAGAACAUCAGCUAAUACUUACAGGCACUUUACAUGUGUUGCAGCUUUAACCAAUAAAUUACAAGAAACAUUGGAGUAUACCGAAGAGCAAUUAGACCGAGUUUUAGCUCAAAUGUGUUAUUAUUUCGAUGGUGUUAAAUACGACAAGUUACAACAAGCUUUUAAAUUGUUGGGGAAAACCCAAAUUGCUGUGGAUCAUUUACAUAUGCACUAUAUUAGUGCUAUUUACAACACUGCUUUAAAUAUUGUCCAUAUGUAUGUUUCAACUGUUGAUAAUACGGAUGUAAAUGAUAAUACGGGGAAAAAGAUUUAUAAAAAUUUGUGUUUGGUGAGUUUAUGGUUAAAUAUUACUCUUUUUUAAGGUGAGAUAAUAAGAUAUUACAUAUAAUAAUUACAAUAAUUAUAUUGUUAUUUAAAACAGCUAUCCAACAAAAGAUGGC
This is a messenger RNA of Onthophagus taurus, 1157 nucleotides long. The record is from RefSeq and is a predicted model, not a curated record. Lineage: Eukaryota; Metazoa; Arthropoda; Insecta; Coleoptera; Scarabaeidae.